This is a messenger RNA of Mya arenaria, 7846 nucleotides long. RefSeq names its product transcriptional coactivator YAP1-like. The record is from RefSeq and is a predicted model, not a curated record. Gene Ontology annotation, cellular component: nucleus; cytoplasm. Gene Ontology annotation, molecular function: transcription coactivator activity; protein binding. Gene Ontology annotation, biological process: positive regulation of transcription by RNA polymerase II; hippo signaling. Lineage: Eukaryota; Metazoa; Mollusca; Bivalvia; Myida; Myidae. The coding region runs from base 176 to 1474 and encodes 432 amino acids. The transcript is spliced from 8 exons.
UCUCCGAAAAAAUACCAAUUUUCGUACAAGAAUCAAUGGUGUCCUACAUGAUGAAUUUGUUACUCAGGAUUUUUUCGGGAUUUCAUGUGUAGUUUGUGAUAAUAGGUGGGGGUAAAGUAUUUCACAAGGUAAUAUUGUUUUCGAAUUAGUGAAAGACGUGUACAGAAGCGCCAAAAUGGGCGAGAGAAGUGAACGAACGGGGCACCAAGUUGUCCAUGUUCGCGAAAACAGCGACCAUGAACUUGAGGCAAUGUUUAAAUUAGCACUAAAUCCCAACUCACAAGUGACUCCAACCAUUCCAUUCCGGGACAGAAACUUGCCUCCGUCGUUUUUCACGCCACCAAAGCCACAGAAACAAGCUGUUCAUAGUCGCGAGGGCAGUGCUGACAGUACAGGAUACACAAACUCAAACCACACUGGGGUUCGAACUAGUAUGCCCCCCACGGUGAUUCAUGGACGGACUCAAUCCUCGCCUGCAAUGCUGCAGGCAACACAGUUUAGUGCACUACCCCCACCGCAGCAUCAACGCCAGCGCUCCUGUGAUCUUAUUUUAGAAGAGCAACCCUUGCCCUCAGGAUGGGAAAUGGCCAAAACUCCUCAAGGACAAGUUUACUUUUUAAACCAUGCAACUCAGAAGACAACAUGGCAGGACCCCAGAAAAGCGGGCUUCAAUCUGUCAGGCUCUAUGGGAGGGUCUACGCCACCCCAGUCCCAGGUUUCACCAAAUGUUUCCAUGCAGAACUUGCAGCAGAUACAGAACCUGCCAAUGCCGGAGGGCUGGGAGCAAGCAGUGACGCCCGAGGGGGAGGUUUACUACAUCAACCAUAUGGACCGAUCCACAAGUUGGUUCGACCCUAGAUUACCUAUGCAUAUGCAGCGCUUGAACGUUCGACCCCAAGGGAGUCCGGGACUACCAAUGGGAGUGGGUCAGGUGCGCUCUGGGGGUCCACCCAACCUUGGCCAGCCACCAAACAUCCAACAGACCGCCCUCCAGAAACUGCAAGAAGAAAAAGAGUUGCUACGGAAACGACAGGAGGAACUGAACAGACAGGUACUGGAGACAAAUGAAAUGGCGCUGCGUAACUCUAAUGUGAUGAAUCCAUCAGUUGAUCCAUCAAGCGAGCUUACGCAGAUUGGCGAUCCAUUCCUGGGGCAAAAUACAGGGGAUCCGCACGUACGACAGGGCAGCACAGACUCCGGACUAGGGGGCAUGGGCAGUGGUAGCAGCUUCAUGUCGCGGACUCCGGAAGAAUUCCUGAGUAACGUUAGCGAAAUGGAGGCUCAAGAUGGAAGCCACCGUCAAGGGGACUUUAACAAUAUGGACAUGGGAAGUAUCGACAAUGAACACAGCAACAUGGACAGUGACGAUCUUGUACCCAGCUUACAGCCGGACGACAUUAGCAAUGAGUUGCUGAACGAUGUGGAGACCGUUCUCAACAACAAGAUGGACGACAGCCUUCUCACCUGGUUGUGAGGUCAAGGUUGUUGCCAUAGCAACAGGACCUUUGGAUGACCUCGGACAUUACAGUGCAUCACCUAGCAACCAGUGUGUACAUAAUGUUAUAUAGCAACAUGUUAUAAAACAUGGAAGGUUUUUGUGAAUUUUAAAUUGUACAGAGAGGAAAUCAGGAUUGUUUUUUGAGAUUAUAAAGAUAGUUUGUACAGAUAGGUUAAAAACAAUAACAUUCUUGAAAAGUUUUACAAGUUAGUAUGACCUCGAUUUUGUACAUCAAAAAUUUCAUCACAAUUCUGGCAUUGAAAGAAUAGUAGAAGUUUUAAAGGGCAUGAAGGCUGAAUUUAUCAUUAAUGAGUAUUAAUACUUCACAGUAGCCAAAGUUUUGCCAACAUGUAUAGAAAAUGUCAUGUAUGAACAAAAUGUUGCUGAAACCUUGCUGUGAAAUGGUUUGUCGUCCAUAAAACUGUAACAGACCACUGUGUAUGUGAAACAGUGGUGGAAAUGAAGAAGGCUGAUCAACUCGGAAUACAAGCAACUUCGGAAAAGAAUCUACUGAGUUGGAUUGGCGUUAAUGUGUGGUCUUUUGAAAUUCCAUAAGGGAGUUCUUAUACUCUUUGGUUUAUUUUUAUUUUUUUGGACAGAUAAACCUUAUCCAAAAGAUAAUUAAAAAAUUUCUUGGAAACUGACUAAUAAUUUCGCAUCCUUGCAAAGAAACUCAGGCUUUCUUGCAUUAAGUAAGAAACAUUUGGUAAUAAUAACCUAAGUAUUGUUGUACCAAAGUAUUUAAAGGUGAAAAUUACUAAGGAUUAGCUAGAUAUUUAGAGUUCUUGGAUUAGGUAAGAACUUCUUCGCCCUUAUGGAAUUAUAUUCACAUUUAACCACACAGACUGUCCAUGUUACGCUCCUCGUAAAAGAAAAUUAUGUAACUCGAAGUAUGUAAUUUAGAUUAUCAUAUAAACUGUGUAUGUUCAGGGAAGCUCAUAUUAUAAUGAUAUAUAAAUAUAAUAAAACUGUGUGCAUCAGAGUAUAUUUUGUAAUUGAAAAGAAGAAAAUUACAAAAAAAUACAAAUACCAUUAUAUAUAGAGAUGUGAUUACUAUUCUACCAUAAGCUCAUUAUGUAUGUAAAUUUUAUUCAUUCAUAUUCAUUUUAUUAUGUGACAUUUUAUUCAUGAGUGCAUAUUAUUAUGUAUGUAAAUUUUGUACAAAUAUUUUAUAUCAAACGUUAAAUAUAUUUCUUGUUGAAGUCAUAUAUCAUAAUGAAUUUGUUGAGGUGGUGUGUAACCUUCUGAUAAAAGAAGUUAUUGCAAAUUAAUAUCAAACUAAAUAGGUUACUGUGUUAGUUCAUUCAAAUUGACAAAUGAAAUAUUUUCAUAUUGAUUAAUGGAAUUUUAUUCAAAUUAUGGGCUAUAACAAGAAAUAUAUCUGUCAUUGCCUUUAGUGAUGAUAUAUUCGUCUGAACAUGAGCCAUGUGCAAUGUCAUUUUUCAUACUGAUGUAAUAUUUAUGUGAUAAAUUUUCUACGCUUUCGAUGGCUGUUCUUAUGUCUUAUUUCACUAACUCUUUGUUCAAUAAAGAAUCAGACUUGAACUGUUUCGCUAAAAAAAGUGAAUUAAAAUUUUCUUGAGUUAGUAAAGCAAAGAUUUUGAAAAUUUAAUACCAUGUUUUACAUGUUAGCUGCUAAGGUAUUAAACAUUUAAGUGGACUAAAAUACUAUAGCUUUAUAAACAAAAUGCUUUUUUCGUAACAUUUAUAGUAUCGGAGCUAUGUGUAGUUAUUGCUUUUUCACUAAACUUAUUUUAUCUGCUUUUCAAAAUAUGCAUUUAAGCCACUUUUUAUAACCAGGUUGUCCUUGUAUACUGAUAAAUUGUGAAUGAAACCAGGUUAUAGCAUAUGUUUUUCUUAAAGAGGUUGAUAAGAUUUUAACUCGUAAAAAUUAGACUUUAUUUGUUUAUUACUAUGCAUUCAAUGUUAACCCAGUAAUGGUUGCCAUAUUUUAAUAUUGUGUUGUGUCUUUUACAAGUAAAUUUUGAUAAAUAACCAGACUAAUGAAAUAUGUGCCUUUUGCAAGACAACGGUCAUCAAGGUAAUUUUUUUUUGUACUAGUCCGAAUACGAAAGCUGUUUGCCUUGAAGUUAAAAACGUCCAGAUUUACACCAAUUAUUUCAUCAUGUCUUUUCACAAACUACAGUAUGCUUUUUUUCUGUAUGCUUAAUUAUUAAGAAUCACUAUAUAUUAAAAUGUGACUAUGCAUUUUGCUGAAUGUUGUAAAACCCCUUUUUGAUGUUGUCGACGAUGAAGAGAAAAGUCUAUUUUUGUACUACAUUUGCUAUUUUUUUCAAGAAAUUAAUUGACUCAAUUGUCACCCACCAUAUCAUUCCAAAGGGACUUUCUACUCUUGAAUGUUGAAAUAACUUUCAAUUGCGAAAUUCAAGCAUCAUUGAAUGAUGUAUUAAGACCAGUGAAAGAUUCUACAAUUUACAUAGCUGUAUUUGAGAUAUCUUCGCAUAAAGAUGCAACUUCAAAACAAACGAAAACAGUUGUUGCGAAUCUUGUUACGUUGUGAGAAAUUUCUCAAAUUAAAUGUAUUUAAAUUCAGUGGAUGCCUAUUUUUGAUGUAAAAUUUCAAGUAUUAGCCAGGCCUUAUUCAAAUAGGCAACUUUAGAGACCAAAAAAUGUCAUGAUUGAUAGAAUUUAAAAGAAAAGCAAAAAAUUUAGACCAAUAGUCUACACAUGAAUUCAUGAAUUAUUUAAACAUUCAAGAGAUGAAAGUCCCAUAUCCGUGUCAGCGGAACCUUUGAUCAGGAGAAAGAGAAUUUUAUUUUUAUUACAAGUCAUUUUUCUAUUCUUAAAUGUUUUUGUACGUUGUUAAAUUCAUUUUGUAUUGAUUUCCCUGAUUGACACCUUUGAGAGGUGGUGUGUUUGUAUUUUAUGCAUAAUUAUAUUUUUCGAAUUUGCAGAAAUUUUAGUUUCUGAUGGAAAAGAGGAGUUACUGAAAUGUUGACCUUAUUUUGAAGAGUAUUUUCCCUUGGUACUCUUCAAUUGAAGAGCACAUAUUGUAUAUGGAGCUCUUCUUAAAGGAAAUUACAUAAGGUCUACAUCCCAUGUCCAUAAUGUAAAAGUUCUUUUACAUUUAAUCAAGGGAAACACAAAUGAAUUCUUGCUGGAAACUGUGUGUUUCCCAACUUUUUUAUUGAGCUGACUUAAAUUUUUACUGUGACUUUUCCGCUUUUGACUAGCUUUCAAAUGUAGUGUUUCUUUCUUUCGUUUUUGCAGAAAGCUACAUUUUGGCAGGUGACACUGUUUCCAUGCAUAGUAUUGUUCCAGUGUCAUCUGGCUUCAGGGUAGUCCGGUUUCCUUGACUUUAGAGAAGUUUUCUAAUAGGCUUAAUGGUUAUAUGUAAGAUAUGACAUUGAUCUAGACGAGGACUGUUUGAUAAUGAGUGAUGAAUGCAGUACAGCAUUUUAUUGUUAAACAUUUUCAGGUGUUUCUUACAUUUUAACACUCACUGCAUAUAGAGAACAAGUACUGUAGGGUUAUAGCCAGGUUUUCAAAAGGGCAGGGGGCUGCAGAAAAGGGACAGGGUCUAAGGCACAUUUUAUUAAUCUUAUGAAAUUGACAAAAGCAAUAAAAAUGCUUUUAAUUGAAGUAAUUUUUAGUUUCAACUGCAUAAUGUAUUAAGUUUGUUUGUAUUUAUAAUAUUGUCAUAAGCUUUUAAACAAAAUUUGAAUAUCUAAAGCAUUCAACUCGAAGAAGGCUGGUGGAUAUGCUGGUCUCCAUAAAGGCAGAGGGGUGCUUUACCAAAAAACAGCAUGAUGCAGAACCCUUCAAUAUCUCCCGCUAAAACCAUGAAUCUGCAGUAUGUUCCCUGAUAGAUCAUUGGCAUAUUGUACAUAUUGCAAAAUUGCAUUAAACUUCUAAAGCUGUCAUUCCUGUUAAUGAAAAAGGAUAUUUUAACGCAUAUGUUAGCCCCCGAUGUCUUGAAUUGUACAUUUUCUAUGGUAGCAUUAUUUUUGUGUGGUUUACACCUGUAGUAGUUUACACAUAUUAAAGAAAAAUGCCAAUAAAAAGAAGAAAAGUUAUAAUUAAGAAAAAUUGUAUGCACAUACUGGAUAGUUUUACAUACUUUACACUUACUUAUCAUAUAACGGGAGUUGCAUCAUGGGAAAUAUUGAAUUGUCCUUACGAUUUGAGAAUGAACAAGUAAAGCAUGAGAGUUGUUUGUCAAGUUAAACAAUGUUUGGCACUCAACAACUGCUUUAUGUAAAGAGUAGCACUCCACAAGUGCUUUGUGUAAAGAGUAGCACUCAACAACUGCAUUGAGUUUUGGAGGUGGAAUGCUUCUCAUGAUGUGACAGUAUGUUUGUCUAUAUUUACCCAGUACCAGCUGCUUAGUAUUUACAUUUUUUUAAGUUUAGAUCACUGUUUAAAAGGAGUUAUAGCUAGUGUCAAUGGUUUGCUUGGUGUAAGACAUGUUUAGUCUCAGAAUUGCCAGUCUUUGUGCUUUAGAUGUUAAAUAUUAGUUUAGUUAGAUGGUCAGGUUAGCGCAGUGUUUAGUGCACUCGCUACUCACCAAAGCAACCCAUGUUCGAUUCCCAGCCUUGGCACAUGUGAGUUUGGUUGGUGGUUACCAUGGCCGACAAUUGUAUUUUUCCUCACAACACAAGACCACUGUGCCAAGGAGAGUUACUUAGAAUAAGUGAAUAUGACUUUUUUCUUAAUUGCUGUUAAAUAAAUCAAGUUUUAAAUGAAUGCUCUUUGCUGGGUUUCAAUAGUAAUAAAGCUGUUAAAUGAAUGCUUAGAUCCUAUUAUGUUAUCAACAGUAAAUUAAAAUAUUUAUUUUAAAAUGUCAUAAGUAACUGGUACUGGGGAUUUACUAGCCAAGGAUAAUGUAGAAUCUUUAUUCUGUAUAAAAUAUGUUAAUGGUUAAAGAAUUAAAUAGUAAAUUUGGUAUAUUAUAUAAGAGUUAUAGAAAAAUAUAGAAGAAGAUGGAUUAUUGUCAUGUAAGAUAUGUUUGAGUUAUGUUUAUAUGGAAUUCUUUAAGAUUAACCUUAUUCUGGCAAUUAUUGUGUAUGUUGCAUACUAAUUUGAAGAUGAUAUAUUAGGAUGUUUCUGCCAAGGAAACAACCUAUUAUGACCAGAUUUGAAUGAACAAAAACCAUUAUACCAUUUAAGAGAUUACGAAGUGUUGCUGUAAUUAUAAUAAAUAUAUAUAAUAGAUAUAUAAUUAUAAUAAUAUCAAAAUGUAAUGUUAAAAUUGAAGGAAGACUGUUUUACAAAUGUAAUUCAAAGAUAUUAGGUCUCAAGUAUGCUGGCCUGGUGUUAAACGAUUGGACACCAACAAAACAAGAAUUGUUAACACCAUGGCUGAAAUAUUUAUUGUGUUACCACAAUUGUCUUGGGUAAUGUUUUUGAAUUCCAUAUAACGUAAAGUUCAGAAAAAAUGUUAGUAUUUCAAAGUUUAAAUAGAUUUUACAUAUCUAUGUAUAUAUUACAGGUUUUUAAAUUAGAAAGAUAAGUCAGUUUAAGACAGGUAAACGUGUGUUGGAAUUUUUUUAUUAAGGCUCCUUUAGCAUUCAGUUUUUCAGUUGAUACCAGUUAUUGUGAUUUUGUUACAUCAGAAAAAAAUGAAUUAUAACUGUACAGUUAUUACCAUUUUGUUAUUAAACGAUUUAUUUCAUCUAUUCUUUCUAGAUUUCAUAUACUUUUCUGUGUAGUGUCUCUUUAUUCAUUAUUAAGUGCUAGAAAACAUAUGUUGUGUGAUUUUAUAUUAUGUUUGUGAUAUAAAUACUAUAAUACCCCUAAAAGUAUAUAUAUGUUUUAUAUUUUAGUUUAUCUUAUCACCAAACCCUUGACUCUUGAAGCUAUAUGCUUUCAUGUUGCCAUUCUUAUAGACAAUUGUCAUUUUCUCUUUCAUUGUUAGAACCCUAUACUAUUAUGCCAUUUAGUUUGCUAUAUAUUACGCCUGUCUUUUACCCUUAAGACGAAAAUCAAAUCACAUCUUGUAGAAAUCAUUUAUUUUCCACACUUAUUUGGUAGAUCUAGCAGACAAUUGCAAGACUGAUGUCUGAAAGGAUAAGUUAGAAAGAACAUGAGGAGAAUGGGCUAUGUUACCUUGAUAUAUUGCAAUCUAUUAAACAGGUCGGACUUCAACUGGCAGCCAGUAUUUAUGCUAGAUACCUACUAGAUUUAAAGGAAAAUAAAUUAUUUCUUACGUUCUUAACGCCAUUGUUAUAUAUAGCACAGAAACUGAAAAUACACAAAAUGGCAGUUUCAUUCUUGGUUCGAUUAUGGAAUUAUGAGAAUUUAGAUCUCAAAACUUUUCACAUUAUGUCAGCCCAAAGUGGGAUGAAAAUGUAAAUACGAAUAAAAAAUAAAAAAAAAAAUGAAAAA